CGCCCGGUGGAUAGCCGCGCGCUCCCCGCUCGGUGACUGGCUGAUUCCAAGAUGGCGGCCUGCGGACGUGUCGGGCUGUGCUGCUUGCUGGCGCUGCUGGUGGGCCCCGGGAUGGGGCAGCAGGUGUCCGUACAGGAGGGGGCCCAGGGGCCACAGGCAGGGGCGGGGCAGACCCGCAGGGUGCCCGGGUAUAAGCUGGCGGAGGAGGAGGCCUGCAGGGAGGAUGUCAGCCGCAUCUGUCCCAAACACACCUGGAGCAACAAUCUGGCCGUGCUGCAAUGUCUGCAAGAUGUCCGGGAGGCUGAUAAUGAAAUCUCAUCUGACUGCAACCACCUGCUCUGGAACUACAAACUCAAUCUCACAAAGGAUAUCAAGUUUGAGUCCGUGGCCAAGGAGAUCUGCAAAUCUACUCUGUCCUCGCUGAAAGAAUGUGCUGAUGAGAUCCCUGGCAAAGGAUAUGUAGUUUCCUGUUUGGUGGAUCACCGUGGUAAUAUCACAGAAUAUCAGUGCCAACAGUACAUCACCAACAUGGCAACCAUCAUUUACAGUGACUAUCGACUCAUCUGCGGAUUCAUGGAGGACUGCAAUGCUGAAAUCAAUGCUUUGAAAUGUGGCAGUAUCCGUCCUGGAGAGAAGGAUCCGCACUCUCAGGGUGAAGUUGUAUCCUGUCUGGAGAAAGCAGUGGUUAAUGAGGCCGAGGAGAAGAAUCCAAGUGUGCGAAUUUCUGCUGUAUGUAGACAGGCCAUAUUGCGAGUGGCAGAACUUUCCUCAGACGACUUCCAUUUGGACCGUCACCUCUACUUCGCUUGUCGAGAUGACCGAGAGCGAUUCUGUGAGGCUAUCGAAGCUGGAGAAGGAAGAGUGUACAAGUGUCUGUUUAACCAUAAGUUCGAGGAGUCCAUGAGUGAGCGGUGCCGUGAUGCACUCACCACAAGACAGAAACUCAUAGCUCAGGAUUACAAGAUAAGUUAUUCUCUAGCAAAGUCCUGCAAGGCUGAUCUAAAGAAAUACCGCUGCAAUGUUGAGAAUCACCCACGUUCCAGGGAGGCGCGUCUCUCCUACCUCCUACUUUGCCUGGAGUCCGUUGUACACAGAGGGCGCACGGUAAGCAGUGAGUGCCAGGGAGAGAUGCUGGAUUACAGGCGAAUGUUGAUGGAGGACUUUUCACUGAGCCCGGAGAUCAUCCUGGGCUGCAGGGGGGAGAUCGAACACCAUUGCUCGGGACUUCAUAGGAAGGGGCGCACCUUGCACUGCCUUAUGAAAGUUGCUCGUGGAGAGAAGGGUAACAUUGCUGAGAAAUGUCAGUCGGCGCUCCAAACCUUGGUUCAGGAGGUGGACCCUGCAAAUGAUUACCGCAUUGACCGCGCUUUGAACGAAGCCUGCGAAUCUGUCAUUCAGACGGCCUGCAAGCACAUUCGUUCUGGAGACCCCAUGAUCCUGUCUUGCCUCAUGGAACACCUAUACACAGAGAAGAUGGUGGAAGAGUGUGAACAUCGCUUGUUAGAACUGCAGUACUUUAUCUCCCGUGAUUGGAAACUAGAUCCCAUUCUUUACCGCAAGUGCCAGGGAGACGCCUCGCGACUCUGCUUUGCUCAUGGCUGGAAUGAUACCAGUGAGACCAUGCCAGCAGGGGCUGUGUUUUCCUGUCUUUACCGACAUGCCUACCGCACUGAGGAGCAGGGAAGGAGGCUGUCUCGUGAAUGCCGUGCGGAGGUGCUCCGUAUUCUCCACCAGCGGGCGCUCGAUGUGAAGCUGGAUCCUGGGAUGCAGGCCAAGUGCAUGAGUGAUCUGGGCAAGUGGUGCAAUGAGAAGACAGAAACUGGUCAGGAGUUGGAGUGUCUGCAAGACCACCUGGACGACCUCCUUGUGGACUGUAGAGAGGUUGUGGGUAACCUAACUGAGCUGGAAUCAGAGGACAUACAGAUUGAAGCUCUUCUGAUGAGGGCCUGUGAACCAAUCAUUCAGGGAUAUUGCCAUGAGGUGGCUGACAAUCAGAUUGACUCGGGUGAUCUCAUGGAGUGUCUCAUACAGAAUAAGCACCAAAAGGAGAUGAACGAGAAGUGUGCCGUAGGGGUCACUCACUUCCAAUUGGUCCAAAUGAAAGAUUUUAGAUUCUCCUACAAGUUCAAAAUGGCCUGUAAAGAAGAUGUCCUCAAACUGUGUCCAAAUAUAAAAAAGAAGGUUGAUGUUGUUAUUUGCCUCAGCACUACUGUCCGUAAUGAUACUCUCCAAGAGGUCAAAGACCAACGCGUUUCACUCAAGUGUCGGAAGCAGCUGAGGGUUGAAGAGCUGGAGAUGUCUGAGGACAUUCGCUUGGAGCCGGAGCUGUACGAGGCCUGUAAGAAUGACAUCAAGAGCAUCUGUCCUAACGUGCCCUAUGGAAACGCCCAGAUUAUUGAGUGUCUGAAGGAGGGCAAGAAACACCUGUCCUCCCGAUGCCACCAGAAGGUUUUCAAACUCCAGGAGACAGAAAUGAUGGACCAGGAACUAGAUUAUACAUUAAUGAGGGUGUGCAAACAGAUGAUCAAGAGAUUCUGCAGCGAUACAGAUUCAAAGGGCAUUCUGCAUUGUCUGAAACAGAACAAGAACUCUGAAACCAUGGAUCCCAAAUGCAAACAGAUGAUCACCAAGCGGCAGAUUACGCAAAACACAGAUUAUCGGCUCAAUCCUUUACUGCGGAAAUCUUGCAAAGCAGACAUCCCCAAAUUCUGCCAAAGCAUUCUGAAUAAUGCAAAAGAUGACCAGGAACUGGAAGGGCAGGUGAUCUCCUGCCUGAAAGUCAAAUAUGGAGAACUGCGAUUAUCUACAGACUGUGAGGACCAGAUUCGUAUAAUUAUCCAAGAAACUGCUCUGGAUUACCGCCUUGAUCCCCAGCUGCAGAUCCAGUGCUCGGAAGAGAUCAAUUCUCUGUGCGGUGAAGAGGCCGCUGCCCAGGAACCCACAGGACAGGUGGAAGAAUGUUUGAAAAUGAAUUUACUGAAAAUUAAAUCUAAUGGCUGCAAAAAGGAAGUGCUGAACAUGCUGAAGGAGAGUAAAGCUGAUAUUUUUGUGGAUCCUGUCCUGCACACAGCCUGCGCGUUAGAUUUAAAGCAUCACUGUGCUGCGAUUCCACCUGGCAGAGGAAGGCAGAUGUCCUGCUUGAUUGAAGCUUUACAAGAUAAAGUGGUCCGGCUGCAGCCCGAGUGCAAGAAACGGCUCCAGGAUCGGCUGGAUAUGUGGAGUUAUGCAGCCAAGGUGGCGCCAGCUGAAGGCUUUUCCGACUUGGCCAUGCAAGUGAUGAGCUCUCCGUCCAAAAACUACUUACUGUCUAUCCUCAUGGUUGGGGUGUGUGUGCUGUUUUUUGGGGGCCUUUUUUGUGGGCGCAUCACCAAGAGGGUGACACGUGAGAUGAAAAACAGAUAGAGCCAUGGACACCCUCCUUCACCCCGAUCAAGAGCUUUGAAAAGUAGGGGCACUGGGGGAGGGAGGGCAGGCCUGUCACCAUGUGUACAGCUCUCCCAUGUAGUCCAGUCCCAUCUUCCUCCUUCCCACUCUUUUAACUGCAGUGGAAUUUGGAGGGAGCAAUGGAAAUAUUUGGGAUAAGUCCUCUUCUCCUCCACCCAUGUCACAAUCCGCAUUUCUUCCCCUUCUAUUCAUCUAGCCCACAGUUACUCUGACCAGCUGCAGACGCCAACUAUAACCCCGACCACUUGAAAUGGCCUUCGAUCCCCGCACAGAAUCCAUUCUUUACCUAGUGCCGUGUUGCUCUCUUGGAUUUAACUUUUUAUUUUUGUCUUUGGGAGUAUGUUUAAUUAUUUUAAGGACGUGCCUCGGGGAUGCUCUCUCUGCCUCAUGCUCUUGGGAUGUGUGGGGGUAUUAAGGAUUGUGCACUUUCUGACCCUUCCUGAGCCUGGACGUCUGUGAGAAGGGAUUUGUGCAAACCUUUUGGCUCCUGGUCUGCCAAAACCUUGAACUUUGGGACUCCUCCUCUACACUCCUUUCUCCCCCAGCAAUGUGCUUUAGUGAUAAGAUUUGCACGAAGAAUCAUGUUGGGGUAUUUAAACUUUCAACCAUCAUGUAAACAGGAGUUUUUAAUGGUGCAGCCUGUCCCCUCCCCCUCUCUUCUUUUCGUUAGUUACAGUAAAAAUCCUUGAUUAAUCACAGCCAUCAUGCAAACAUGUCAUUUUUUUUUCAUUGCGCUUCUUGUCUUCCACAUUAAAGGAUAAGCAGAAGACGUUCUACCAGACACCCCAUUACUGUUUUUAAAGCCACAAGUUGCACCUUUAAACCUCCGUUUCUGUCUUUAAACCUGACCUGUUUUACUAAUCCUGCUCUUUCCAAUAAUGAAUGAAUUGUGAAACCUGUUGGGGAUUUGAUUUUGCUGCAAGUUGUUAGGCUCCGACAGAUCAUCAUGCAAUCCCAUUUUGAGACUUUAGAAUUGCUCUGCUGAAUUUGUUCAAUGUGUGGGGGCCCAGCCCACCACCCUGCUUGCACUGCUGGUAUAAAACGGGUGGCCGUUCCUGAAUCUCCCUUCAUCCUGCUCUCGACCCAGAGGUGCCAAGUGGGGACCCCGUCUCCCUUUUAUACCAGCAAUGCUCCCCUGUUUUAGAGACCCCCCAAAUCUGAACCAUAUAAAGUGGUAUUAUUUUGUUUUUGGAGGAUACAGUAACCUUUAAGUCUUGAAUGUGAAUAUUUUGUGAAACAUGUGGAUCAUUUUUGUUCCUACUUCAUCCAAAGCCCUGUUUGCUUUAGUUAAGUUCCUGUAUAUUAAUGGAUGGUUACAUGACACUAAACACCAUCCUUAAAUUAUUAUUCUAUAGAAUGCGGUUCAUUCAUUUUAAUAACCGCUGACUGGCACACAACAGGUUCUUUUAAUCAUACAGCUGCUAGUCAGUUGGUUUAACCCUUUCCAUCCCCAGGAAUUAACUAUUUUAACGGUUCCCUUCUCAGAACAUGGAUUAGCCCAUUGAUUUCUUUCUUUACUGAGCAGAACACCCUCUAACUUUUGUUCUGAAUUGGGAUUUUUAGUACAGUGACCCCGUAGCCUCUAGCAGCCGAUCAGUGCGGGGCUUGCAAUCUGUCAGUAUAGUUCACAGAUUUUCUGUCUUAAGUCUAUGGGUGCUUUUUCCAGGCCAGUAGUCUACAGGUGGCUGUUUAGAGAAUAUCUGAAAAUAAAACGGCUUGCUAAAUAUUUGCUGCCAAGACGUAGUUGUAAUAACUGGUGUGAGGGAGGGCAUCUGCUAUUUAUCUCCAAACCGGCUAUAGCUCUCGGUCUGCCUUCAGAUUACAAUCAGACGUAGACCCACUGAUAUACAAGACAGUGUAAAAUCAUGAUUUGGUAAAUAGCCCUGGAUUACAAACCUGCUUUAGGUGUUUAACAAGGGAUCUCAGAUCUGCAUUCUCUGACCGCAGCUGAGGAGGAAGAAGCGGUCAAUGUGCGAAGCUGCUUACUAGCCAUCCGCCGCCCUCAGUGGCUCUCGGUAAGCAAGCUUGGAUCAUUAACCUGGUACCUAACCUGUCUUAGUGCCCGUGAUCCAGUCUCUCUUUCCAGACCAGGAUACGCGGUUUGUCUAAAAUAAAUGGUUUCUCUUCCAAAAUUCAGUAGCAAGCAAGAUGUAGAAUUAUAGUCAGAACCUAUGGGUUGUUAUAGGUAAAAUCUUUGAUACAAGUGCUUGUAUUUUUCCUUUUUUUAGAAAGCCACUCUUAGUUUUAAACAGUCUUUCUCUCCCUUAUGGCAAAUCCAGUCCCUUGAAUUCUGUCUAGAGUGCAUGUAAUGCAAAUUAUUGAACGCUUCUUGGGAAACCCUAAGGGCAGAUUAGAAUGGUGUAAUUACAGGCCUUCCCUUCAAGGAGCACAGCUCGAAUACCCCUCCAGCAUGACAUUUGGAGGACAUACACUGGACACCUCAUCUACCCAGACAGGGAAUGACUUACCUGAUGUCAAAAGAAAUCAAUAUCCGUUGCCUCUUUUAUUCAUUCUUCCAUGAAUCCAUUUUUGUAAAUUGUUUUCCUCUGUGUAUAAAAUCAGACUGUCUUUUUCCUCUUCAUUGUGUGUCAUUAAAAUGUUACCAAUGUCCCGAACAUAUUGUGCAUUUUUUUUUUUUUCUGUACAGAUAAAAUUGGAAGAUUUAAUAAAAAACCAAACUGUUAA
Molecule: messenger RNA, 6129 nt
Organism: Pelobates fuscus (common spadefoot toad)
Lineage: Eukaryota; Metazoa; Chordata; Amphibia; Anura; Pelobatidae
Gene: GLG1
Product: golgi glycoprotein 1
Exons: 26
Coding region: 52-3402 (1116 amino acids)
Cellular component (GO): Golgi membrane
Molecular function (GO): fibroblast growth factor binding
Source: RefSeq, a predicted model, not a curated record